Messenger RNA from Zeugodacus cucurbitae (melon fly), 2893 nucleotides. RefSeq names its product transmembrane protein 214 (gene Tmem214). The transcript is spliced from 11 exons. The coding region runs from base 112 to 2142 and encodes 676 amino acids. The record is from RefSeq and is a predicted model, not a curated record. Gene Ontology annotation, cellular component: Golgi apparatus; endoplasmic reticulum. Lineage: Eukaryota; Metazoa; Arthropoda; Insecta; Diptera; Tephritidae.
AAUAUUUUCUUCCUCUUAUUUUUGUGCUCCGCCGGUAAAGUGCAUUUAUUUGGUUAUUUGCAACGUAGCUUGGUUUCAAUAAAAUAAGCGUUUAGAAGAUUUUAUAUAAAAAUGUCUUCAAAUCAAUGGGAAGUUGUUACGAAAUCCAAAAAAGCCAAAAAUCUUGAUAAGAAAGUAGAAGCUCAUACGGAGAAAAAACGACAGGCGGCCUUACUUCCAAAACUAGAAGAAAUUUUGCCUUCGCACGAAUAUCGUACUUUAUUAUCUGGUAAAAGAGGAAAAGAGAAUUAUUCGCCAGCAAAGUCGGCGAGCUCUUCAACAAAAUCGAAAUCGUCUCCCAUUAAGAAAAAUGCUAAUAAUACGAAAGACAAAUCUACGAAAAAGGAGCAAUCAUCGCAACAACAUGCUAAGCCGAAAUCAACAGUGUCCAAACCGAAAAGUUUAGAGUCUGCAUUGCGAAAUAUUGAAGCCAAUGAUUUCGCAACACAACUUGAGCAAUUAAAAGUUUUGUAUCCUGGUUCCGAACUGCUUUGGCUUAAAGGCGUUGCAAGCUUCUUCAACGAACUACUACCCUUCGAUAGUGAUCCCGUUUUCUCAGGAAAAUCAAUUCAUUAUCCCAGCAACUUGGCAAGUACUGCGCUCAACAAUGUAAUUGUCGAAUUUUUGGAAUCAGUAGGUGAAGAGAAUUUGUCAUAUUUUUAUCAUACACUGCUAAUCAAUAUGACUACGGAUCUUUCCAAAAAUAUGCCAAUUGUUGGUUAUAAGUUCGUGUUACAAUUAAUUGCUCAACAUUUUCCACAUGUCGCUUCAAAUAACAUGGCUAAAAUUGCUUUGUUGCGUAAUUCAUAUCAAAAUCGAAGCAAUAUUUGUUUAAGUAUACUUUGGGCAAUUGGCCAAGGCGGUUUUAAAGAAAUAACAGAGGGUAUUAAAGUGUGGCAGAAUUUAAUGUUGCCUAAUCUGGAAUUGAAAAGCUAUACAAAAUAUGUGACUGAAUAUUUAGAAAAAGUUUUAACUGCAGCAAAAGAAGACUGCACAAUAGCUUUGAAUCAAAACGAGUUUUUCUCGUUCUACAACGCUUUAAAAACGCACUACCCCAUUCCAAAGGAGAAUCAAGAGACUCUUGGAAAAUGUGCUCAUGGUUUUUUGAUCAAGUACAUUUUAUCUAGUAGUAAGCAUUCGAACAUUUUUGUGACGCUGUUUCGUAAUAUCGAAGAUAUUAAGCGGAGUCGGAGCGAGUUGGAGGGCUGCGUCUGUUGUCUUGUUAAUGGUGAAGAUAGUUUUAAAGUAUGGAAGAUGAAUUAUAAGAAGCAGUUGAUGCCAUCCCUACUGCUGUUCAAAGAAAUCGAAAAACAUCUCGAUAAGGCUGAUAAAAAUAUCCUAAAGCUGGCAUGCUCCAAAUCAUUCCAGGCUUUCUUAGAGGAAGCUCAGAAACUGAAUGAAGAAUUGAAUUUAGCAAAACGGAAGGACCCAAAUUUAGAAGAUUUGAUGGCUGUUGUGAAGAAUGUUCAAGAGAAAACCACACAACAGAAGAAGAAACAAAUCGCUAACGAACAAAAGAAAUGCGGCUGCUGCAAGUGGGUGUUGGGCAGUUUUGUGCUAAUCGCCUUGAUUGCCGGCGCUUUGGUCUACGACACAAAUGUCAAUGGCAAAGGUGUCUUUGAGCGUUCCGCUACCGGCAAGAUACUAAAGAAUGCUGGCGUAUUGCCGCAUGUAGAGAAAGCGUGGUACACGACGAUGGGCGCCGCGGCAAGAGGUUACAAAUGGGCCGAACAGCAUGUGCCGCCAUACGCGAAACCUGCCGGUCAGCUGGCGUGUGACCUCUUCAAGUUGGCGCGCAAUACCGCCUGUAAUGUGUAUGGCGUGGUCGCCGAAUUUGUUGCAGCAAAAUUGCCAGUCGCUGCUAGCUUUCUGGAACAAUAUGUUCCCGGUCUACCUAAAAAGAUCGAAAACACUUCUUUGACGAUCAAAAAUGUGUGCGUCGAUGCUUUUGGCAAAGCAGUGGUCUUUUUCAGAACACAGGUUUUAAUUGGCCGUCUCUCACCUGAAAAUCUCAGCAAGGCACUCAACCAGACCCAAAAUGCUGCACUCGAUUACUACAAUCAGUUCCAUAAAAAGGUUGAUACCUAUGCAAAACUGAAAUGAUUUUAAGUGGAAAAACAAAAAAAAUCAUUAUAUUAUGGCGAUCAUCUCCACCAAUUCAAUCCAACUCAACACUCAAUAAAACCACCAUAUGACACCACUGCUAACCACCCAACAGCAAAUGGAUUGCAUGGCAAAUCAAGUUUCGGCUUGUUAUGCCAAAACAAAAAGCUGUCAAUUUUUAAAGAAACACUGAACUUUUUGAGUGCUGUUAAAGAAAAAACUAUUUUCUACACCCUAAAACAGGUGCAAGAAAUGAAACGAAAAUGUAUAUUUUGAUUAUGUAUAAAUGGAAAAAUCUACAAAUUUAUUGUAUAUUAAGAAAUUUUGGUUAAGUAAAAAUUUUGAAUGCAGUUGUAGUAUUUGAAAAAUCUUGUAAAUGUUGGUAUUUUGAAAAAUAUUUGACAUUCAAUAAUGGAAUUCUCUAUUUCAUUGUUUUACAUCACUCAACUAUUUAUUACCAAGCUUAAUUAAGUUUCAAAUUCCAUUUGCACUUUUUUGUGAUUUAUGCAUUAAUUUCAUAAGUUAAUAUGCGUCGCACACACAAGUUUCUUAACGUUUCUUUCUGUCAGUUUGCGCCUGUUUUGCUAUGUAAUCUUUCGUCAGGGUGCAUGAGAUGGUGGCAUACUAUUCCAGUUUGUAUCAAAUUUUAGUCGAUUGAUAUAAAAAUACUUCAAUGCAUUUUCUCUUAGUUCAUUAUGUGAAUUGUGAAUGAUAACCUCUUUUUUAAAUAAAAAAUAUUUAAAAGUUGUAA